Messenger RNA from Myxozyma melibiosi, 1468 nucleotides. RefSeq lists its product as uncharacterized. NCBI's taxonomy places the organism in Eukaryota, Fungi, Ascomycota, Lipomycetes, Lipomycetales, Lipomycetaceae. Gene Ontology annotation, cellular component: Set1C/COMPASS complex. The transcript has a single exon. Bases 63 to 1361 code for a protein of 432 amino acids. The record is from RefSeq and is a predicted model, not a curated record.
GGAGAUCAUCUUGCUCCUUCUCCUCUCGGUCUCCAUCCCUUCUUCACUUCACCACACCCACAAUGGCCCCGUCAUCGAAAGCAGAGGUCUACUGCAUCUGCAGACGCCCAGAUAUGGGUCUUUGGAUGGUCGGCUGCGACUUUUGCGACGACUGGUUCCACGGCAAGUGCGUGGGCGUUGCGGAGGAAGACGGCGAGCUGAUCGAGUCGUAUUGCUGUCCGAAUUGCGCGAAGAAGAGUCUCGGGCAGACGAGCUGGAAACGAAAGUGUCUGCUGCCGUCGUGUAGGAAACCGGCGUUGUUUGAUAAGACGAAUAAGUCCAGCGCCCAACGGUCAAAGUAUUGCUCGCCUGAACACGGCGUGGAGUGGUUCAAGCUCAACAUUGACGUGCACACGCGCGGCAGCAGCAGCAGCAAGUCAUCACCAUCAACAACUGACGACGGCUAUCGCAACCAACCGAUCUCACCCGCAGAGCUUGCGGCGGUUGUAAAAAGCGCGGGAUCGCUUUCGCGGUUCAAGCUGCUCGGAGAGUUCAUCCAGCUUCCGGACCCGCCGUCGUCGGUGUCGGCCUCGGCACCCGCGUCCUCGGCGUCCUCGCCCGCGCCUACACCCAAGCCUUUGUCGUCAUUAUUUCUCUCCUCAUCAACAACAUCAGCGCCACUCGAUGAAGAACGCGGACUCUACUUGGCCGAGGAGCGCAGGGUACUAAGCAACCUCGCCGCCGAGCGCCGCGAGAUCAACCAGGCGCUGCAGUACAUCGAGAACAAGGCAGCCUACAUCGACUUUAUAAAACUGCGCGCGUCCGCACAAAAGACAAUCUGCGGGUUCGACCGCAAACUUGUCUGGGACGACGCAGAGUGGCAGGCCUGGUGCGAUUCGCAGGAAGGCCAGCGCGCGCUGCGCGAAAUCAGCCAGUUCAAGAUCAGACAGGAGGAGACGCGCGCGCGGAUGAUGGCCGAGCUCGAGGAGCAGGAGAAGAGGGAGGCGGCAGAAGCAGCGGCGGCAGCGGCAGAAGCAGCAGCAGCGAGAUCAGCGGCUGGAAAUAGCAGGAAGCCGAAGCGCGCGGCACCGCAGCGGAAACGGAAGCAGCAGGUGCAGGUGCCGAUAGAUUUACAAGAGAUAGUAGGGAUUUUGGGUGAAGGUGCGAGCGAGGAUGAGGUCUGUAUGCUUGAGAAACGACGGUGCUCGAGACAUGCGAAUUGGCAGUACAUCAGAGCUGAAGAGGUCGAGCUCGACGAACGCGUUGCUCGGAAUGCACUCGCAAAGAUCGAGGCAGGCGAACAGGCCAUCGCGCGACGGGCAACUGCUCGCAGGUAUAAAGACAGCACGAAGGAUGGCGGAAGAUGUAUUACUGUGAGUUAGUAUACGGUGUUAGUAUACUGUGUUAGUAUACUGUAAGUCAGUACUACUACAAGUUGGUGUUUGGAUCAUUGUACAAUACGGCGUUAUCUCUUUCUACUACGCAAUCU